UAUUAGGAGAUUAAGCCCUCUCUUUGUAACGUAAACUCAGUGAGAAUAAUCAUUAAAGUAUUCUAACAAAGUUUUGUCAGCUUUGAAUUACGACCAUCAAUGCAACCAUAUCCGAAGAAGAAACCACCCGGAGUAGGAAUUCCGCAUACGCGAAUUUACUAUUUUGACACCGCCGAGGCGCCUGUAGGAAUGGGAAAUAGGUUAAAUAUGGCAUGCCCUCGGAUGUAAUUUCAAAUUGCUCCCUCUACUCUAUAAAUCCAAGAACACGCAUAGCGAAGCAUUGGAACCCAUGGUGAUGGAGGGUCAUGAGGGCGUGAGGGAGGUGUAUAAAGAGUGCAUGAGGAACCACUCGCUGAGGCACGGCGCCGGCUACACCGUGGACGGCUGUUGCAGGUUCAUUCCGGCGUCCGGAGACCGCCAGCUGCAGUGCGGCGCGUGCGGCUGCCACCGCAACUUCCACCGCACGGACUUCUGCGUCGCCGGCACCCUGCCUGGGCGGAGCGAGAGGCGGCGGCCGCGGGCGAGGUUUUCGGAGGAGCAGAAGCAGCGCAUGGCUCGCUGCGCGGAGAGGCUUGGGUGGAAGAUCCCGAGGGGCCGUGCCAGGGCCGGAGGCGAGGAGGAGGAUCAGGUCUCGAGGUUCUGCCGCGGGAUCGGGGUGACCAGGCAGGCGUUCAAGGUGUGGAUGCACAACCACAAGGGCAGCGCCAGUUCUGCUCCGGCGGCGGCAGCGCUGGUGGCGUCAUCAGAGGCCACCGCCCGAGGCAGAGCGGCUAUGAACGGAGGAGUGGAGGAGGUGAUCAAGAUCGGGGACGAGGCGAUGGAGGACGAGGAGGAGGCAAAGGAUCUGGAUUGAGCUGAUCUGCAUGCAGAAUGGGUUUGAUUUGGACAUGAUUUUAAUAAUAAAUCUGAA
Zingiber officinale is the source of this 910-nucleotide messenger RNA. RefSeq names its product zinc-finger homeodomain protein 11-like. Bases 290 to 853 code for a protein of 187 amino acids. Lineage: Eukaryota; Viridiplantae; Streptophyta; Magnoliopsida; Zingiberales; Zingiberaceae. Gene Ontology annotation, biological process: regulation of developmental process; regulation of DNA-templated transcription. The record is from RefSeq and is a predicted model, not a curated record. The transcript has a single exon. Gene Ontology annotation, cellular component: nucleus. Gene Ontology annotation, molecular function: DNA-binding transcription factor activity; transcription cis-regulatory region binding.